AUGUGGUGUGGAUCUGUAACUGAAAAGGAGCUAGGACGAGUUCCUCCUCUGGUGAAGGUAUGUGACAUUCCCCUUUUUGACAUAUGUGACUACAAUGUCUCAAGAGACCAGUGCAAGAAACUAGGAUGCUGCUUUUUUAAAGAAGUCUGCUAUGAAAAAGCUGUUCCAGCUUAUGUCCAAGGACUUAUCGCCUUGAUAAUUAUCAUCCUGGGAGUCUUCAUUAUCUAUGUAAUGUACAGAGCUGUACAGGGCAGAAGUAAAAAACCUCGCAAGCUGUAUGGAUCUCAUCAAAAGAAGAACAAGCCAAGGCCCAAGAGCACCACAGGGAAUCGUGACGUAUCUGAUGAAGAAGAGAAGAAAAAACUGACGGCUGGCAGUGAGAAACUGAAGCAAGAGAUGUCUGACGACGAAGUUAUAUUGACAUUGCCGGUUCAGGAAGAAGAGUUGGAAUAA
This is a messenger RNA of Trichosurus vulpecula (common brushtail), 453 nucleotides long. It is a transcript of the gene TEX29, whose product is annotated as testis expressed 29. Bases 1 to 453 code for a protein of 150 amino acids. Lineage: Eukaryota; Metazoa; Chordata; Mammalia; Diprotodontia; Phalangeridae. The record is from RefSeq and is a predicted model, not a curated record. The transcript has 6 exons.